Rhincodon typus (whale shark) is the source of this 7016-nucleotide messenger RNA. It is a transcript of the gene ptprfa, whose product is annotated as protein tyrosine phosphatase receptor type Fa. The coding region runs from base 396 to 5669 and encodes 1757 amino acids. Lineage: Eukaryota; Metazoa; Chordata; Chondrichthyes; Orectolobiformes; Rhincodontidae. Gene Ontology annotation, biological process: protein dephosphorylation. The transcript is spliced from 30 exons. The record is from RefSeq and is a predicted model, not a curated record. Gene Ontology annotation, molecular function: protein tyrosine phosphatase activity; protein binding.
CGGGCGACGGUUUGGCUUCGGCGUCCGUGGAAAGUGUGUUAAGUAGCGCUUGCGAGUAAAAGAGACGCGGCUGGGCUGAGAUCGAGUCCCAGUACCGAGACUGAGAACGGUCGGACAGGACGAGAAGCACAUAUUGUACAAGACAUAAAAGUUGAAAGAUAGAGGAGAGUUGCAUCUGUGGGUGCGGUCCGAGCGAGAGAGGUGAGAGGGACUCGCUGGAGGGUGUCCGUGUGCCCGGGCUUGGAGUUACGGGCAUCGUGAGUCGGGCAGCUGGACAUUAUGCUCGGAGCUGAGGGAGACUUGAGACGGCCGUCUGCGGUAUGAAUAUUUGAGGAUCAACAAGUGGAAGGAUUGGUAUCUGGACUUGAGUUGCAGGACUACAGCCACCCUGGAAUAUGGUACUUCAGCGUUGGACAGCACUACCAAUCAUGGUGAUCCUGAGCUAUCUGGCAAAAUACGUCCAAGCAGAGACUUUGCCAACUUUUACCCGAAUCCCUGUGGAUCAGAUUGGAAUUUCUGGAGGAGUGGCUUCAUUUGUGUGCCAAGCAGUAGCAGAGCCUAAACCUCGUAUCACUUGGAUGAAAAAAGGCAAGAAAGUCAGCUCUCAGCGCUUUGAGGUUAUAGAAUUUGAUGAUGGCACUGGAUCAGUGCUUCGAAUUCAACCACUAAGAGCACCACGAGAUGAAGCAAUCUAUGAGUGCACAGCAGCAAAUAGCGUUGGACAAAUAACAAGAAGUGCCAAACUAACAGUACUAGCAGAAGAACAGCUGCCUCAUGGAUUCCCCACCAUUGACAUGGGUCCACAGCUGAAAGUGGUGGAACGUACUCGCACAGCUACAAUGCUCUGUGCUGCCAGUGGGAAUCCAGAUCCUGAAAUCACAUGGUUUAAGGACUUCUUGCCAGUGGACACCAGCAACAGCAAUGGGCGAAUUAAGCAACUCAGAUCAGGAGCCUUGCAAAUUGAGAACAGUGAAGAAUCUGACCAGGGCAAAUAUGAAUGUGUAUCAACUAACAGCGCUGGAACACGUUACUCUGCUCCUGCUAACUUAUACGUCAGAGUGCGUCGAGUUCCCCCUCGGUUCUCUAUCCCACCCACUAGCCAUGAAGUGAUGCCAGGGGGCAGCAUUAACCUCACCUGUGUAGCUGUGGGUUCACCCAUGCCCUAUGUGAAAUGGGUGACUGGAGCAUUGGAACUCACACCAGAAGAAGACAUGCCUGUUGGACGUAAUGUUCUGGAGCUGGUUAAUAUCAAGGAAUCUAAGAAUUACUCAUGUGUUGCAAUGUCUUCCCUGGGUGUUAUUGAGGCAACAGCACAAAUAACAGUUAAAGCUUUACCAAAGCCACCCACAAUGAUGAGCGUUACAGAGACAACAGCUACCAGUGUUACACUGACAUGGGAAUCAGGAAAUAUGGAACUGAUACCAUACUAUGUUAUUCAGUAUAAACCAAAAUCCUCUGACGGACCUUUCCAAGAGGUGGAUGGAGUUGCCACCACACGAUACAGUAUUGGAGGUCUCAGCCCAUACUCAGAGUAUGAAUUCCGAAUCAUUGCGGUAAAUAAUAUAGGCAGAGGUCCUCCCAGUGAACUAGUGGAAACAAGAACGGGUGAGCAGGCUCCAUCCAGCCCACCUUUAAAAGUCCAGGCUCGUAUGCUGAGUGCCAGCACCAUGUUAAUCCAAUGGGAGGAGCCAGAAGAGUCUAAUGGACAGAUUCGGGGUUAUCGUGUAUAUUAUACUACAGAUUCCAGGCUUCCCUUAAAUAUGUGGUACAAACAUAACUUGGAUGAUAGUCGUCUAACAACGAUCGGUAGCUUAAUAACAGAUACAAUAUACAGCAUCCGCGUAUUGGCAUUCACCUCAGUUGGCGAUGGACCACCAUCUGAAAUUAUACAAGUCAAAACAAAGCAAGGAGUUCCAGCUCAACCAGCCGAAUUCCAAGCUGAAGCAGAGUCUGAUACUAGCAUUGCACUCUCCUGGGUGUUACGUCAACAAGAGAAAAUUACCAAAUAUGAACUAAUAUACUCUGAGGGCAUUGAUGGAAAAGAGGAACAAGUGAUCUUUGACCCUAAAUCUUCAUACAUUGUGGAAGGCCUGAAACCAGAUAAAAUGUACUACUUCCGUUUGGCAGCACGAUCAGAUCAUGGUUUAGGAGCAUACACACAAAAAAUUUCUGCAAAAACCAUGCAAUCCACCCCCUCCGCUCCACCUCAGGAUGUCCAUGGAUUUUCUAUCAGCUCCACCAGCAUUCGGGUAAGUUGGCAUCCACCACCAGCAAACAGUCGUAAUGGCGUCAUUACCAAAUACUCCAUUAUAUAUCAAGCGGUGGAUAGUGAGGACAACGGAAAGCAUGUUUUGGACAACAUUGAAGCAGAUGCAACCAGCUCAGUAAUCGAGGACCUGGAGAAGUGGACUGAAUAUCAGGUGUGGGUAAGGGCUCACACCAAUGUUGGGCCAGGUCCGAAGAGCACACCUGUGAGUGUCCGCACUGAUGAGGAUGUGCCCAGUGCACCGCCACGGAAAGUGGAAGCAGAGUCAGUGAACUCAACAACAAUCAAAGUAACAUGGAAACCCCCGAUAUCAAGCAAGCAACAUGGACAGAUCCGGGGAUACCAGGUUACCUAUGUGCGUUUGGAUAAAGGGGAACCACAAGGACAGCCAAUAAUUAAAGAUGUAAUGUUAGCAGAAGAGCAGUGGGAGUCUGAGGACACCCAGGAAUAUGAAGCCAUUAUUGGGGGACUGAUGCCUGAAACAACAUAUUCCAUUACUGUGGCAGCAUACACAACCAGAGGGGAUGGAGCUCGUAGCAAACCCAGGCUGGUUACUACUUCAGGAUCUGUUCCAGGCAUGCCUGCAAUGGUUAUCAGUGUCACUAAAAUGAAUACUGCCCUCAUUCAAUGGCAGCCACCACAACAAAUGGUGGAUGACCUGCUAGGUUUCCGACUACAAUACAGCCGGACUGAUGAAGAUAAGCCAAACAUUAUUGAACUUAGUAAGAAUAAUAACCAUUACACUGUGAUGAACUUACACAAAGGGGCCACAUACAUCUUCCGGUUGAGUGCCAAAAACAAAGCAGGAUUUGGUGAGGAGACAGUGAAAAAAAUCAUAACACCAGAAGAUGUGCCAAGUGGGUUCCCACAAAACCUACAUGUUGUGGGACUUACCACAUCCACCACUGAGCUUUCAUGGGACCCACCAGUUAUGGCAGAAAGGAAUGGGAAAGUGAUCCUCUACACAGUGUUGUUCCGUGAUAUCAACAGCCAAAAGGACCUCACCAAUACAACUAACGAAACUCAGAUAACACUGAGCAGUCUGAAACCAGACACUACCUAUGACAUUCGAGUGAGAGCUCAUACUUCCAAAGGGCAUGGUCCAUACAGUCCUAGUAUUCAAUCCCGUACCAUGCCAGUUGAUCAAGUGUUUGCUAAGAACUUUCGGGUCAAGGCAGUGAUGAAGACAUCAGUGUUGUUAAGCUGGGAAGUACCGGAAACAUACAAGCCAGGCGUGUCUUUUAAGAUCCUAUAUAAUGGCCAAAGCAUAGAGGUUGAUGGACAGUCCAUGCGAAAACUUAUUACAAAGCUUCAGCCUGACACCGAGUACUCCUUUGUGCUAACAAACCGUGGGAAUAGUGCUGGUGGGCUACAGCAGGUGGUAUCGAUCCGAACUGCUCCUAACUUGCUGCGCACAAAACCAGUUGUGUACAGCAAAAAUAUCCAGGAUGGCAAAUUGCCAAUCAAUCUGCCUAAGGUCCAAACCACAUCCAUUGUAAAGUUUUAUUUUAUUGUAGUCGUACCACUUGAUAGAACUCAACGUGCUGUUACAGAUAAAUUGCAGAAUCCUGAAGAGAUGGACCUUGAUGAUCUGUUUGAAAGGAUAAGCAACCAUCAUAAUAUUCGGCAACGACGUCAGUCUGAGAGACCAAAGCCAUAUAUUGCUGCCCAGCUGCAGAAACUACCAGACACAUUCACACUUGGAGAUGCACAGACCUAUGGAGGGUUUUACAACAAACCACUAUCUCCCAACCACAGUUACCUGUGCUUUGUUUUGGCAGCAUUAGAAGAGAAAGACGCACAGAUGUAUGCUGCUAGCCCCUACUCUGAUACAAUUCUGGUGGAGGUAACCUCAUCGCCAAAUGCACAAGACGAUCCUGAGAUGCUGUGGGUGAUGGGACCAGUACUUGCUGUUGUGUUAAUUAUCAUCAUUGUUAUUGCUAUACUUCUGUUCAAAAGGAAAAGAGCAAGUUCUCCAUCUGCCAAGGAUGAUGUUCCUGGUGGAAAAGACCCAUUACUGGCACACUCUUCAGACCCUGUGGAGAUGAGAAGGCUAAACUAUCAAACUCCAGGCAUGAGGGACCAUCCACCAAUCCCCAUUACUGAUCUUGCUGACAACAUUGAAAGAUUGAAAGCCAAUGAUAAUUUGAAAUUCUCACAGGAGUAUGAGAAUGGCUCGAGUGAGAAACGGGAAGUGCGUCAGUUCCAGUUCAUGGCUUGGCCAGACCAUGGUGUUCCAGAAUACCCUACACCAAUAUUGGCAUUCCUAAGGAGAGUUAAAGCAUGCAAUCCCCCAGAUGCCGGUCCUAUGGUGGUUCACUGCAGUGCUGGCGUGGGUCGAACUGGCUGCUUUAUUGUGAUCGAUGCCAUGCUAGAACGGAUUAAACAUGAGAAGACAGUCGAUAUCUAUGGUCAUGUCACCUGCAUGAGAGCACAGCGAAAUUACAUGGUACAAACAGAAGAUCAGUAUAUCUUCAUUCAUGAGGCCCUCCUCGAGGCAGCAACAUGUGGAAACACAGAAGUUCCAGCAAGAAAUCUUUUUGCCCAUAUACAGAAACUUGGCCAAGUUCCACCAGCAGAGACAGUCUCAGCCAUGGAGCUGGAAUUCAAGCGCUUGGCAAACUCAAAAGCACAUACCUCACGAUUCAUCAGUGCCAAUCUCCCUUGUAACAAGUUUAAGAACCGGCUAGUAAACAUCAUGCCAUAUGAGUCCACACGAGUUUGCCUGCAGCCAAUCCGAGGGGUUGAGGGCUCUGAUUACAUCAAUGCCAGCUUCAUCGAUGGGUACAGGCAGCAGAAGGCUUAUAUUGCUACACAGGGACCGCUGGCAGAGACCACAGAAGAUUUCUGGCGUAUGCUAUGGGAGCACAAUUCCACAAUUGUAGUAAUGCUCACAAAAUUGAGGGAGAUGGGUCGAGAAAAGUGCCACCAGUACUGGCCAGCAGAACGCUCUGCUCGGUAUCAGUAUUUUGUGGUAGAUCCAAUGGCUGAAUACAGUAUGCCACAGUAUAUUCUGCGGGAGUUCAAAGUAACAGAUGCCAGGGAUGGUCAAUCUCGAACAAUCCGGCAGUUCCAAUUCACUGAUUGGCCUGAACAAGGAGUGCCAAAAACAGGAGAGGGAUUCAUUGAUUUCAUUGGUCAAGUACAUAAGACUAAGGAACAGUUUGGACAGGAUGGACCUAUCACUGUGCACUGCAGCGCUGGUGUGGGACGAACUGGUGUGUUCAUUACCCUGAGUAUUGUGCUGGAACGGAUGAGGUAUGAGGGAGUUGUGGACAUGUUUCAAACAGUGAAGACAUUACGAACACAACGGCCUGCCAUGGUUCAAACAGAGGACCAGUACCAGUUAUGUUACCGAGCAGCGCUGGAGUACCUUGGAAGCUUUGAUCACUAUGCAACGUAACUUCUAUCACCCAAUCAGAACUUGUGACUUUCAGGACCCAGAAAAUAAUUUUUUGAGCCAUAUCAAAUCAUUGUUUAGUUAUCCUGUACAGCGAGUUGUCAAGGUGUAAUGAUAUCAGCAACUCAGAAAUUCUAUCAUGGUUCUUGGACUGAUCAGGAGCUCAGUUGACUUGUUUUAACUCCAAACCAAUAAGAUAAUAAUUUACGCAUCUCAAUUCCUCUUCGCUCUACAUGGGAUUUCCUUUUUUGAUUAUAAGUUUAGCUCAAAUAUAAAGCAUCAAUUUUUUUUGGUCUUUAACAGGGGUGCCAUCAACAAUUUUAUAAAUCUUUUUAUUGAAACUGGUAAUUUUUUCUGAAGCUAAAUUGUUUUGCUCAAUGGCAAAACAGAAUUCCUUGUGCUGUAAGUGCAUUUUUUAUUUUAUUAUAAUUGGUUAAGUUUUUAUAUUCUCCUUUUUGCUGAUUUAAGGGUUCUUUAUGUUUGCAACAGAGCUGCCCAUUUUAGUGCAGCUCUGUAUUUAAUCCGGGUGACUGGAAUCUUAACCACUGUUCUGAUAAUAGCUGCUGUAUCUACUCCUAGGGAUAGACAAACUGAAGUUUAAUCUUAUAUGAAAGUGUCUUCUCUCCAGAUACUGUACAAUACAAAACUAUUAAUACUGAAUAAAGCAGGAGCCUGGUGCUGUUAGAUGAAUUUAAUAAAAAAGAAAACAAGGAUGCAUUUUGGUUUUGUACAGUUUCUUAAAAUGACCGAUUUGAUCCUUUCCUUGUUUAAAAAAAAUAAAAAGGUUAGAAAUAACCAAUACCCGAUAAUCUGCCAAUCUAUUGGAGAUAAAUUUAAACUGGAUCACAACCAACUUGAUGUAAACACUGCAGCGCACCUUGCUACAAACUUCAAUCACCUACCCAGAGAAGAGCUGGGAGCAGCAACACUUAUUUGUCAUCAAUCAGACCAGUUGGUCUCUGUUUUAUGUUGACUAUUGUGGCAGUUAAGACUGCUAAGCGUUUCCUUACCAAUAGCCUGAAUUUUCCAGUUAGCUAUUCUGGUGGGUGGAAGUUCUGUGAUCGGAUAAUCAACUGUUAUACUGUGGAGCUGUUGCGGUAGGGUGUCUGGGUGUGGAAUUGGGGAAGGCGGUGGAUGAACGCCAAAUAUAAUCAAUUAGAAUGAUAUCGACUGUAACCUGAUUUGAAAAGGUUGAAUUGUUUGGAACACGCUCAUUUUUACCUUGUGUAUGCAUAGUGCUGUAGGGGUUACUCUGUUGUAUACACAGUCUGUUUUCUAUUUGUUGAUAAAUGAGAUCAUCAUUGGAAAAAUCUUGAUGUUAAUAAAGUUGAAUAAUCGGGUUUUAUACAA